AACUGCAACUUCCGGCUUUCGGAGUUUGGUGGCGGUAAAGGACAUGAGUAAAGGCCGGGCGGAAGCCGUGGCGGAAGCCUGCGGGAUCCUGCUGAGGUACCUACAGGAGCAGAACCGGCCCUACAGCGCCCAGGACGUGUUCGGGAACCUGCAGCGGGAACACGGACUGGGCAAGGCAGCGGUGGUGAAGGCGCUGGACCAGCUGGCCCAACAAGGCAAGAUCAAAGAGAAGAUGUAUGGCAAGCAGAAGAUAUACUUUGCUGACCAGGAACAAUUCGACAUGGUCAGUGAUGCUGACCUCCAAGUCCUAGAUGCCAAAAUCGUGGCCCUCACUGCUAAGGUGCAGAGCUUGCAGCAGAGCUGCCGCCACAUGGAGGCUGAGCUGAAGGAGUUAACUAGUGCCCUGACCACACCGGAGAUGCAGAAAGAGAUCCAGGAGUUAAAGAAGGAAUGUGCUGGCUACACAGAGAGACUGAAGAACAUCAAAGCGGCCACCAACCACGUGACGCCAGAAGAGAAAGAGCAGGUGUACAGAGAGAGGCAGAGGUACUGCAAGGAGUGGAGGAAGCGCAGGAGGAUGGCAACAGAGCUGUCUGAUGCAAUCCUUGAAGGAUACCCCAAGAGCAAGAAGCAGUUUUUUGAGGAAGUUGGGAUAGAGACAGAUGAAGAUUACAACCUCAAGCUCCCAGAUCCCUGAGGCCCUCCGGCAGGCCUGGAACAGAGAUGUCCUGGACUGGCUGCCUUGUUUAGGUCGGCUUUGUUGUUGCUCCUGCUGCUGUCCACUUCUGGGCACACACCAAAGUACUGGGUGGAGCGCUGGUGACCCAGAGAGGAUGGUUUCGCUCGUUUCAUCAUCCACGUUUUGACCGCCUGAACUUAAGAGUUAGAUGGGGAACAAUGCAAAAGGAAAGCAUUUGGCAAUAUUUAUUGUAAUAUAAUUUGAUAUAAAAAUAUUUAAUUUCCUCUGGAUAAUCAAACCUCCCAGAUAUCAAACCUGAGGAAGGCAAAAGAGAGCUUGGGGGACAAGGGCAGAGAGAGGCUACUAUGCACAGCAUGCAAGGAGCCCAGGACCUCACCCAGGACUCUCCUGGGCUCUACACUCCAGGAGACCUUUAGAAAAUCUUCUCUACCCACCUUCACCCCACCCCAAGUCCUGGGAGAAAUGCAGGCAGCCCUGAGAUGGUAGAGACCCACAUACACUUGACAGAGAGCCUGGGAGUGGUCUUGAGGCCAAUUUUCCAAAAUUGUAACUUUAGCAAAAUUGCACUGUUGGUGUUUAGAAAAAUUAAAAAAUUUAACACGUA
Physeter macrocephalus (sperm whale) is the source of this 1304-nucleotide messenger RNA. It is a transcript of the gene PSMC3IP, whose product is annotated as PSMC3 interacting protein. Bases 44 to 697 code for a protein of 217 amino acids. Lineage: Eukaryota; Metazoa; Chordata; Mammalia; Artiodactyla; Physeteridae. The record is from RefSeq and is a predicted model, not a curated record. Gene Ontology annotation, molecular function: double-stranded DNA binding; recombinase activator activity. Gene Ontology annotation, biological process: meiotic strand invasion involved in reciprocal meiotic recombination; meiotic joint molecule formation; homologous chromosome pairing at meiosis. The transcript has 8 exons. Gene Ontology annotation, cellular component: condensed nuclear chromosome; DNA recombinase auxiliary factor complex.